Bicyclus anynana (squinting bush brown) is the source of this 11591-nucleotide messenger RNA. RefSeq lists its product as uncharacterized. Lineage: Eukaryota; Metazoa; Arthropoda; Insecta; Lepidoptera; Nymphalidae. The record is from RefSeq and is a predicted model, not a curated record. The coding region runs from base 148 to 813 and encodes 221 amino acids. The transcript has 4 exons.
GUAGUAUAGAAGAGAGGUUAUUCGUCUGUGAAAAUCAGAAAAAAAUCAGCUGAAGUAGCGUGUGUGUUCAUUAUUUCGUUUACUUUGUGUAAUUGCUUUGUUUCUUAUUGUUAGUCGUAUAUUAGUAUUAAAUUGGUACCAGCCAUCAUGUCUUCAGUAUGUUGUGGAACUAAAAAACAAAAGCUGAACAAUUCAUUCAGCAACCACAUCGAGCGACCUAUAAAUGGUUACCAAGACCCAGUUGCAAUACCCGAUAUGUGUUACUUUUGUUUCGAUGUCUUGUACUGUCAGCUGCACAGUAUGGACCCACCACAAACGCCAAUGUUCACCAAUGAUGCAUAUCCUCUUUUUGUUACGUGGAAGAUUGGGAAAGAGCAUCGGCUUCGUGGAUGCAUUGGAACUUUUAAUGCUAUGCAUUUGCAUUCAGGCCUCCGAGAGUACGCUAUAACGAGCGCGCUGAAGGACUCGCGCUUCACGCCGAUCACGCGCGAGGAGGUGCCGCGCCUCACCGUGUCGGUGUCCAUCCUGCAGCACUUCGAGGAGGCCGAGCACUACCUGGACUGGAAGCUGGGCAAGCACGGCAUCCGCAUCGAGUUCGUGAGCGAGCGCGGCUCCAAGCGCACUGCAACCUACUUACCUCAAGUUGCUACUGAGCAAGGUUGGGACCAAAUACAAACAAUCGACUCCCUCCUCCGGAAGGGGGGCUACAAGGCGGCGAUCACGUCUGACAUGCGGCGCAGCAUCAAACUCACUAGAUACCAGUCGGAGGAGAUAUCCGCCAACUACAACGAUUACAUCAACCAGCGCUGCUAGCAGAGAGCCCCCCCUGGGUACGAGCACUACACGACCGGGCGGGCGUAUCGGACCCAUUGGAUGUAUUGGACGCACGCGAGUGACUAUUGUGUUAACAAUCUAGUAUAUAAGUAUACCGCAUCUAGUGUGCCGUGGCGCCAAGCGGGCACGGGUCAGGAUUAUGCUCAAAGUGACUCCAUAUGCAGGUCUGUCUUCAUCGACAUGGUGUGAGGUUAAUGUAACACUGCCAACCACAUUCCCCAGGGCCAGUCGUCGUGUGAAGUUGUGACAGUUUGAGGGUACUUGGCCAUUUUGUUGCUAUGGUCGUAUGGGGGAUUGCGGUAAAUAGAACCUUCGUUCGUUAAAAUACAUUAAAUUAAGGAGUGUAAGUUCUUAAAUAGAACUAAGUUUAAAACAUGGGAUUAUAUUGGGUUGGUAAUUUUGCUCAUCGACCUUUUAAAAUAACAAUAUGAGCUUAGAAAUAACUAAAAUAAUCCUUAGAAAACUAGAGAAAAGAAAAAAUACUUAGAGAACCAACUUGUUCAUUGUAGAUUAGGAAAGAGAAAAGUAAGAUUUUAUUUUAAAGUUCUAAUCCACUUAAUUAAAUAAUUAAAACGAACCUGCUUCACACUAUUGUUAAAAAGCAAUGCAUCAUUUACCCAUUACAUUUACUAGCGCCAUCUGGUCGGAUUUUGAACUAAAUAUGUUGCUAACUACCCACAUAAAAUGGCUCAUCUUAGUUAAUUUGCGUCGAGCAAAAUCCUUUCCAGGGAAGCUGAAAGCUUGGCUAAUUAGAUUAAGCAGCUAAACACUUGAAAAAGUUAAUAAAACUUUUUAAAAGUUAAAUAUGUAUUUGUUAACCUUAGCAGGUUUAGUGACCAGGGUAAGCACGAAUGGCUUACCCUGGUCACUAAACGGCUAUUGUUCACGCCACUGCUUCGAUGGAUAGCUCCAUAUUUAAGAUACUAUGAGAUAGAUUAGGGGAUUUUAAAUGGAAUGUCUAAGCAAAUAAGAGUUACACCAAUCUAGGAAAUAAAAUCGAUAAUAUUAUAAGUGAUAGAUAUAUAAUAAAUAUGCAAUAUAUCUUGCGCUAGUGUUCUAGAAAUAUCUGGGCUACUACUUAGUUUCGCUAAAUCUUUCAUUAUUCAAUGACCUAUAAGAUUUAGGUAUAUUUGUUAGCCUGAAAAUGGAUUCCACAAAUGGGUAAUUUGAAUAUGAUGUGUUCUUUAAUUUUAUUUGAUUAAAAAAAUAUAUAAUUUAAAAGUUGUUGAAAGUAAACCACGGCAUGGUAACAAAAUGACCUGAAGUACCUUGUAAAGUAGGAACAAAUUAUUAUCGACUUCAAUAACCAGAUCUUUCGCUAUCAAAUAUAAAGGUAAAGAAUUUGUAAAAAUUUCAGUAAAAAAUGUACAAGAAUUGCAUUAAAAAAGAUCCACAUUUCGUAACUUUAAAACGUCAUAAUGAUUAGAUUUUUCGAAAUGGAUUUUUGACGUUAAGGUUAUAGAAAGUCGUUGCAUGACAUGAAUAUGGUUAAUAAUUUGUUCCCAACAUUUACAUUAUCCCGCUUUGAAUAGCAUACUUCUCUUGUAAUGCUUCGUUACUCGAAUUAAUAUAUAACUGGUGUGGAUAUUUUUAGUAAUACUAGAUGAGUACGUAAAUAUAGACCUUAGUAUGUUCUACACAGAGUUCAUAGUUGUUUGUGGCUCGUAUGAAAGUUUGUAUAGAGUAUAAAAUCAGUACUAAUACUUACACCGUGCGAAGGCCCUGUAUGUGACAGUCUACCAUCUUAUUAACCAUUUUUAUUGAUAAAAUUCGCUAGAUGUAUAGAAUUUAAAAUUUUAUUUCUUAUCAUAAUUCCAUCGGGGUGUUCACUUAGAUCAUAAUUUUGACUCUAUAUCUUAAUAAUUGUUGCGUAAAGUUUUUUCCGUGUGAAUUGUUCUUGUAGAUUGGAGUGCGCGAAUCUCUGUAAUACAGGAAUGUAUGGAAGAUAAGGCCUGAUAACAGAAGCGCGUGGUGUCUCUCGCACUUCGCUUCCCUCUGUCGUUCUACUCCUCGCCCGUGUAUUGCGCUGAUGACGACUCGGCUAUUUGAUUAUAUAUUGGGCUUUUGGCGUUCUUUACCUAUACAAUUGUGUAGCAGUCAUCAAAGCCUGGCGUGUUAGAAAACAUUUUACUUGUGUGUUUUACUACUAGUCAUGGAUUCUAACCACGGUCAUGGGGACGUCAAAACUGAUCUCACUCAGCCCAUAAAAUCCCAUUGUUCCCAAACCGAGCUCACAGAAGAAUGUUUGAGAGACAUCAUCUCCAAUUUUCCGCCAGCCGUCGCACUCGAGUCUGGCAGAAUUUCUGCAUUGACCCAAACUUCUCCACGAUGCUCUGCGGCUCCAUUAAGAAGCCUAUGACAGGUUAUGACAAAGGUAUGAGGUAUGACAUAGAGCAGAGAAUGGUUUGUGCUAGACAAGAAUAGUUGGCUGAUGUUAUCUUCCAUACCUGCCUGACUUAAUCAAAUAAGAUUGAUUAACAAUUAAUUUAAUGGCAGCUGCAAACUACAAUAUACUCCAACCUCGACCUAUCUUAAAUCAAUUCUUACUAUUUAUGAAAUUCUGCUGUUUUCCAUGGAAAACAAAGUAAUCUUAUUUUUAACGCUACCCAUUCCAUACCUUUAAAAUUUCGGCACCGAAACAGCUUCAGAGUCAGUCAACAUUGCUGCUUGUAUUCAUUGGCGGCCAAAAAACGGCGAAAUAAAUCAAAAAGCUGUUCCUAAUAAAUUUCUGUAAAGCAAGACAUUGUUCUAUACAAUAUUCAGUUUGUAUAAAACCAUGGUGCAGUAUUACUUGUAGUUUGCAUUUGCUAUCGUAAUCACACCAGGAUGUGGACACUGAAGUAUUGAUUGCUAUUCUAUUGCACAGGAAGGUCUGUAGAUUCAAUCGUGUAUUAUUCUACCGAGGAGAUUAUGUUUAUGGGCUAUUUUAGUACUUGAGCUGAUAUUGCUCUCCGUCCAAACCGCUUGCUGUGUUGAAUUUUCGGAAAUUAUCAUUUAUGCCGAAAUGGAACGAAUGAACUCCUAUGAUAUCUAUUGGCCUCCUGUGUAAUAUUCCUAAGAUUGACCGAAAAUUGCCGCGUACGUAAAGAAAUUGUCUACUUUAGCAAAUCUGUUUGACUUACUGGUAAACGAGGGUUAGACAGCUGAGAGACAGCACAUUGGUGAGCAAAACUAAAGGCACGUUUUUUAACGAAAUUACUUACAGUUUAUACACACAAACACGUUUGGUUUGUCAUUUUAACCUAAAAUUCAAACCCAAACGUAGCAUCCCGGAAAAGGGUCACUAUAACUGUAAAAAUUUUAUAGUGUCGCAUAGUGUCAUGACAAAAUAUUGGAGUUAGACAUUAGUUUACCAUUAAAAACUACAUAGUAGUUUGAUUUAAACUCAAUAAAACUUGAUUUAUGAGUUUUGCUAUACUUUUUAAUGAUCACCAAUAAGCCAUAAAUUACAUAAGGCUCAGAUUCACGGGCACAAGAGCAUAUAAAGACAAUAUGUCGCCACAGUGUGCUCUUUUCAAGGUAAUAUGCUGUUUUAGACAAUGGGUUUCCGCUGAAGAUUUGCUUGUUUCGUCAAUUAUUAUUUGAUACCAUUACAUUAAUGUUUCAAUACUUCAGUGUGUAAUGAGAUAGGAGAUAUCGUGUACUCGUGAGUCGCAAAUUAUUGUAAUAAUAAACAAUCAAAGAUUUAAAUCGUAGAUGUGUCCAUCUAGGUGUAGCACUAUAUUUAGGAAGUCUCCACGGACGGGAGAUCAAACAGGUUGGCCAUCUGCUUGAUCCGUUAUCUAUAACUGUAAUACGUAUUAGAUUUGACGGUAUAGCAGCGAGACGCUCAUAGAGUUGAUAGAGUUGGAAGUGGUUUUCCUGAGGUCUUAUGUGAAAUUUUGGUAACGCAACACGUCUUCGAUCUACAUCUUUGAUAUUAAUAAUUAUAAAGUCAGUAGAAAACAAAAUAAAUGCCGAAUUAUUGAAAUAAGAACUGAGCGGUGUUUAUUGUUCACGUGUGUGUUUGACGGUUUAUGAUUUUGUGUCUAUAAUAAUAAUUCAAAUGUAAGAGCAUGGUUCUAAAUAUAUGAGAAUAUAGAUUAUAAAAUUAAUAAUUAAUAUGUGAAAUUGUUAAGUUUACGUUUAAGGUAAGCUUAUUUGCUGGGACUAAUGCUAGCAAAACCUGUGGAUGUCAAAGUUGAAACUGCAAAAUAAUGCAUCUGCAACUUUCAUGGGAUGUAUGCCGCAUGUCAAUCAACUUUGUCUUAUUGGAAUAAGAUCUAUAUUUAAUUAGUAAAUAACAUAAAAUUCGACUUCAUGAAUUUAAUGCCAGGAACUAGCUGAAUAAGCUUUCCAUUUGUUGUUACAUUUAAGGCUUCACUUCCAUCAAUGGUGCUCUUAACGGUGAAGUACACGAAAAUGUAUCACUAUUCUGUAACCAAUGCUUUUGUAAUUUGACAGUGUGAGUUUCUAAUUCGUCUCUACCUAUCUCUAUCUAUAGUAUCAUGUAGAUUGAGAUAUAUAUAACACCGUAAAAUUGUAAAUAUCGUUUAUAAUCUAUCUCGCGAGAUUGUAAACUGUCGGAAGAUUGUGAACCGCAACAUACUGCUUACAAUUUAACGCGUUUAUUCGGUAGAUUGUUAGGAAGGAAGAACCAACAAAUGAAAAAAUACCUAACCUAACCAUUGGUUUCUGAGCCACUCAAGUUGCGGUUCUGUGGAGUAUGUCGCGGUUCAUAAUCUUUCGACAUUUUACAAUCUCGCGAGAUAGAUUAUAAACGGUAUUUACAAUUUUACGGUGUUAUAUAUACAGACUUACACUAUAUAACUGAGUUAUAUAAACCAUGGUUACAGAAUAGCACUACUGUUCUUAUAAAACGCACAUAAGGAAAUAGCUUAAGCAAGUUUUAAGAACGAUAUACAAGGGCUGAUUAUAAAGAAUAUAUAUAUAUAUAUAUAUUGAAUUGAAUUAAGGCUUAUCCUUUCUUCCUCUAGAAAAGUAUCAGAGCGCAUAAAGUGUUUGCUUGUAGUUAUUAGUCCUAGUGGGUGUGUUACCUUAUUUUGAUGAGUUUGAGGUGGUUUUUCACAUAAGCUUGAUCUCUAAAGCGUGAUUUACACCUGUUGUUAAGUCGGCAUCCACGGUUCUUUAAAAAUUUGCGUCAAUGGCCAAGUGCCAGUUUAUGCACGCUUCUGUUCGAAGUUCGUACUUAGGUGGACGCAAAGGGGGUACAACAACAUAUUAUAUAAAAGGACUCUCAUUAUGUGUUGCGUGACUAUCAUUCAGUUUUGGUUGAUGAUAAUAAUGAAAGAAAUGAAGAAAAAAAAUGCUAAAGCAUACAGCAACAGCUGCAGGGUUAAUAUGUAACUCGGUGUACCAUUCAAAUAAUAGCUCAAUCGUUUUUCAUCGUAUUUUCGUAGUCGUGAUUAUCAAACAUGAUUAUUUUAACGGAAAUACACCAUAUCGAUAUUUCGUUGAAGUUAUCUUACUAGGUACUUACUACGGCCACUUCUACAUAUAUAUGUAUUACUGCCACUUUACGUAAAAUGAAGACACUUAAGUCAUUGCGUUGAAAAUACGAUGAUAGAUUAUUCCAUAGACGAAAAUAUGAUGAAAGACGAUGUAGUCACUCAUUUGAAUGGUACACCGAAAUGUAUAACAACCCUGCUGAUGAUGAUGAUGAAUUAAUGACCAGGGUUUCCACCCUUGUCAUCAAUUCAUCACUUAUUUUACUGCUUUUGUACUAGAUAUCUAAAAGGAACUCUACAAACCAGUUCUCUAACUGAUAUCCAGUUGCCAAUCCAAAAACGUUUUGUAUCGACGUUAUUGAUUCCAACAGCUACGAGUACCUACGUUUGUUAUGGAAUGUAUUAUAAUAUUAUUGUUCUAAUAUACUUAAUUAACAUUAACAAAAUGUUACUUUUUAUCCGACCGACGUCCAAUUUUCGGUCUAGGAAUUUUAAUGUUGUCUAGAUCAGUAUUGAAUGUAUGACUUGUAAAAUUGUAUAAUUAUGCUCAAAAACAAAUUCUUGCAAUGUGUUGAGCAUAUCCAGAAGUAUGUGUUCCCAGCUUAACAUAGUACACUCCUCAAGUUUGUGUGAAAAUGCCUAACGAACGUUUAAAUAGAAACUAAGGUCAUGGUGAUUUCUUUAGUUAUUACUUAGAUAUAGUAUGGAAUAUACUUUUUUACGUUUUACAAUUUUAACAUGGCAGAUCGGCACGCACUGAGUACAUCCACUUUUAAGCGGAAUUUAUGCUGAUUGCACAUUGUCGAGUCUCGAGGAGUCUCAAUGUUUCACACACAUCAUGUGAUUUCAUGAAUUAGAGUUUCGGAUUUCAGUAAAAAUAGGUAUGUAAAUAGGUUGUAAUGUGCAGUCAGCAUUUCGCGUUACCACUGCGAGAGGAUUUGUAAAAAGUUCUGAUGACCCACAGGUAAUUGACCUUUGGGUCAUCAGAACAUCCCAAUGACCUCAAUGGGUCAGAACGUCCCAACCACCUGAAUAGCGAACCUGAAUGGUGAAUUGAAACACUGUACUGCUGUGAGAUCGAAUAAGGCCACGAAAUCGAUGCGAAAUGUAGAGAUAUUUGCUGUAAGCGGACUGGUAACAUUAAUUUCAAAUACCUACUCACCAGAGGCGAUGGUUCCUAACAACCCAAUUCCUAUCGGGACGGACGUAAAUAAUUGAACGUACUCAGACUAAAAAACCACAUGAACGGGUUACCUUAUCAGCCGAUAGACGUCCACAGCUGGACAUAAGCCUCUUGCAUGGACCUCUAAGCACAACGAUCUCGAGCUGCCAGCAUCCAGCGGCUCCCUGCAACCCGCUUGAUAUAUAGCCUGCAGAGUGAUCGACGAGGCUCUGGCGACCGAUCAAUGGCGGUAUAACCAUUACUAACAGGCUGGAUUUCAUAAAUGGCACAGGCCGGUGUCGGGCAGCAGCGACACCGGUGCGGAAAAUCCAGCCCUGCGAAUGACCAACCCGCAUGCCCAGUGUGGUCAUUUUACGGGCAUUAACCUUUAUGCCAAAAACAAACAGCCCCUAGUCCCCGGUGGCCCCGCUAUUACCGGCUCCGGCAGCGGUUGUGGUAACGGCGGGGCAAGGGGUGUCAACAAUCUCCAGGGAAGAUUGCGCUGCCAACCCAGAUGACUGGACCUGGCACCAUUUAACUCACGCACUCAACGGACCGACGAAAAGAUGAUCGAGUUGAACGGGUUACCUACUAUAAAAUUUUAGUCUUCGCUACUGCUACUUACCCAAGUUAUAAUACGAGUAUAAUAACGUUAGUAAGCUUGGGUAGAGGACGAUCCAAACUUUAUGAUGUUUCGGAUCAUCGUGCGUUUAGCUGCGCAAUACAAGAUUUUAGAUAUCAGCGGUAGAGUAGGGACGCGGCAGCAGGUUUGCAUCCGAGUACACCUACCUAAAGACGGACUUAUAUUUGUCUGACGUGUUGUGUCGUGACGCAUCAGGACACGAAACGUCAGACAAAUAUAUUUCCGCCUUAAGCUAUAACUACAAGCACUUCUGAAAAGUCGACACUUUGCGACUGUAAACUCAUUAUGUUUAUGUACAUUCAUAUUUCGUGGCCUUAUUUCUAACCUAUAAAACCCUAGAGCGGAGGGAUAGUUUCGUAGCCCUAUACUAUGUGCGCUGUAGCAUGGUGCGGGUGACAGUUUCCUUAUGACGUUCAUAAUACGAAUGUACUAUUAUUGUAAAUCGCGGUAUACUUUCAAGCGAACUGUCACCCGCACCAUGCUAUAGCGCACGAACUGUAGUGUCAGAUUCAGUGGUAACGCAUGUGCGGGACACUUUUAUUGUCAAAAGUUUCGAUUGAUACUGAAGUUUACUCAAUCAUACCUGUUUACGUGAACUUAUUGCUGCAAUUGUGUACCUACCUCCUACAGCAUACUUCGGGGACUAUUUAGUCUUAAAGUAAUUUAUCUAUGUUUUUACGUAAGCAAAUUAGUCCAGUUAUUUUGAUGUCAUAUUUUGGAACUACUACCAUUUUGGAAAUCGUUAUAUUGGCAUCAAAAAUGUCAGAACUCAUAUUGGCAUUUCGAUAUAGCUAAUGGAAUUUUGCCUGUUAAUAAAAUUUAAUCUAAACAGCUGAAAAAAUUUUAAUAAAAAAAAUUCAACCGACUUCCAACUAAAAAAUUAACCUAAACUAAAAAGCAAAAAAUAACAUCUUACUUAUGUGCUACCUUCUGAUCAGUUUGAAGGCGGUGCCAAUCCAGUGUCAUGUUUUAAUUUAAGCCGUUUAAAUUACAAAAUUUCUGUGGUUCUUUCAGAAACGGCUUUAAUUAAAACAUGACACUGGAUUGGCACCGCCUUCAAACUGAUCAGAAGGUAGCACAUAAGUAAGAUGUUAUUUUUUGCUUUUUAGUUUAGGUUAAUUUUUUAGUUGGAAGUCGGUUGAAUUUUUUUUAUUAAAAUUUUUAUUUUUUAAUUUUUAGUGUUAGCACACCCACUGAGUGUGAACAAAAAUUAAUAAGCAAUUAGUUGAAACGUUAUUUUCUUAUGAUAAGUAUCUAAGUCCUACAAUCCCAAUUUUAAAAAUACUACCUUAACUCAUAUACAAAAUUUCACUCCCCCUUUAUCCACACGUAAUAUGAAUAUUCAUAAAGUCGUGAAAGGUGACUGUCCUCCGUCUUCAUCACCAGACCCCCUAUGCAGUCACAUUCUCAUCAAUAUAAAAUUUAUCAAGUCCAAACACAAGGUAGCUACUGUGAACCGUCGAGGAGUUCCCUUAACUCUCCUUCAUCUUCGUCACCAGACCUCUAAUACAGUCACAACCCAUCUAGGUGGAAAGUUCUCAUCAAUACAAAAUGAUCAAGUCAAAACACAAGGUAGCUACUGUGAACCGUUGAGGAGUUCCCUUAACUAUCCUUCGUCUUCAUCACCAGACCCCUAAUACAGUCACAACCCAUCUAGGUGGAAAGUUCUCAUCAAUACAAAUUUAUCAAGUCCAAACACAGGGUAGCUACUGUGAACCGUUGAGGAGUUCUCUUAACUGUCAUUCGUCUUCAUCAUCAGACCCUUAAUACAGUCACAACCCAUCUAGGUGGCAAGUUCUCAUCAAUACAAAUAAAUCAAGCCCAAACAAAAGGUACCUGCUGUAAAUCGUUGACGAGUUCCAUCGUCUGUGUUUCGGCUCCAUCAUCAGACCAACUCCAAACCUUCAUAAAAGUGUAGUGGUUUAAAAUACCUUAUGGAAACACUAACAAACGCACUAGCCGUCCCUACAAUUUUCGAAAGUUCCCCUCGAUUUCUCCAGGAUACCAUCAUCAGAUCCUGACAUGAAAAAAAUGGGACCACCCUGGAAUGAAACCCUUCAAAACAAAAAAAGAAUUUUCAAAAUCGGUCCACAAAUGACGGAAUUAUCGCUGGACAUACAUAAAAAAAAAAAAAAAAAAAAAAAACAUACAUACAGCCGAACGUAGAACCUCCUCCUUUUUGGAAGUCGGUUAACAAGGAGAACAACGGAACAUGGAUUGAAAUAUGGGAAGAACAAUGAUAUUUUAUACUAGCGCAUCAAAACUGAGGGGGACAAAAUGUGCUUAAUAGUCUUACUCGUAAUUUCGUUUAGUCGCCUAUUAAACAACGAAAGUUAUUUAAUAGGCGACACCAUGAUACUUACAUAAAUAUUAUCUAUAAUGUCGAGAUGUGCGUUUAGGAAGUGUAAAAACUAUUUAUUAUAUUAUAUACAUAAAUAUGUCUAUUAUAUACAUAAAUAUGUAUAUUAUAUGUAUAAAUUCGGAUCACCUUUUGCGGUGACAAUACGUCACCGCAAAAGGUGCGGUGUUAGCGACUCCACUAAGCGCACACAUGCAUAAUUUUGUGUUUACUUACAUUAUAUAUAUUUAUGUAUUUAAAGCCGUGAUAGCCCAGUGGAUAUGACCUCUGUCUCCGAUUCUGGAGGGUGUGCGUUCGAAUCCAUUCCGGGGUAAUGCACCUCGUGUGUGCAUUUUAAGAAAUUAAAUAUCAUGCGAUUCCAACGGUGAAGGAAAACAUCGUAAGGAAACCUGCAUACCAGAGAAUUUUCUUAAUUCUCUGCGUGUGUGAAGUCUGCCAAUCCGCAUUGGGCCAGCGUGGUGGACUAUUGGCCUAACCCCUCUCAUUCUGAGAUGAGACUCGAGCUCAGCAGUGAGCCGAAUAUGGGUUGAUAACGAACGAGUAUAAAAUAAUCAUUGGAGAAGAAAGUGUUUAGCUACCUAGUAUCGUAAUUUCUUGAGAAUUUUAGACUAAUAGAGCAUAUUAUGACUUAUCAAAUCAAAUCAAAUCAAAAUUCAUUUGUUUCAAGUAGGCUCAGUUUACAAGCACUUUUGACACGUCAGUUGACUAUUUGUAAAGAUUCUGCUGUUCAGGUUCUGCUGAGAAGAUACCGGCAAGAAACUCGAACAGUUGCUCUUUUGAAUUGACUUGAUUUUCCUGCGGGUUUUAAUAGUAGUCACAGUUCACAAUACGCGUGCGUUGACAAUGGAAGUGGACCCAUAUACCGUUCAUAAUUAUGUUAGGCCUAGGGUAUUAGAUAACACUUGUUAUAAUUUCCUAAGUCAAAGAGAAAAAAUUCUAAAAAAAAAAAUUAAAUACACGUGAAAAAUAUAUCGAAAAAUAAUACGUUUAAAAAUAAGGUUUAUUUGUUGUAGCACGUAAGUGGCCGUCUUACUUUGUCGAUAUUUUUAAUACAGAUUGUUGUUAUUAUAUCGAUGCUUAUUUUGUUAAAAGAUCGAAAAAAUGUCUCUGACUUGAUAAAUAAAAUAUCUGCCAAAAGUCACAAAA